Molecule: messenger RNA, 1320 nt
Organism: Guyanagaster necrorhizus
Lineage: Eukaryota; Fungi; Basidiomycota; Agaricomycetes; Agaricales; Physalacriaceae
Exons: 11
Coding region: 1-1320 (439 amino acids)
Source: RefSeq, a predicted model, not a curated record
AUGGCGCUUGAAGACGCAUAUCUGAAUGUCACAUCUCCACGUUUUGCUCCAACUAUCAGUGAUGUCACCAAAUGUUUAACCAACUCAUUCCCCAAGGUCGUAUCCGUAGACAAGAAACCUCACUUCAUGAUAGCCCUCGAUCCUACCCUCGUUCGAGUGGAUAAGCGUAUUUCAGCCGCUCUCGAACACAAUUCCCCUGGCUCCUCAUUCCUCGCUCUCGUCACAAUUCUCCACGGCGUAGCUCACGCAACACUGACUGACAAAGACGAAUGGCUGUCUGAUCCAGGACACAAAGUGGAGCAUGCCCUUUUCAGUGGCAUUAUAGGCAUCGCGUUCGCUAGCUGCCCCAUCGAUCCCAUUCUUCCCGAAAUCUCCAACUUCACAUUAUUUACCGAGGAAGGGCGCACGUAUAAGAUUGACCUAGAGAAGGCGGCGUCCUGGAUAGAGAACGAUGAACUCUGUCCGUUUGAUCUCGAGCAGCUACCGAAGGAAAACUUUGCAGCAGAAGAGGUGUACUUACAGACGUGCGCCAAAGUGAAUACGCUAUGUGCGACCAUCAUUGGGAAACUCGCGUUUUGUAAUAGUCAGCAGCGACAAAAACCGCCAGGUUAUUACGGAAAUAAUACCCCGCUGUACAUUUCGUUUCAUCCCGCGAAGGAGAUGCAGAAGGAGCAUGAAUAUGAACUGCUCAUAGAACAGCGCAAAGCAAAGGCCACAUGUAGUAAGGCGUGGCUUCAACUAUCUACAUGCGAUCCAGCAUCGGAAUACAGAAUAAUAUUCAGCGGUUUAUCUGCUGUCGUCCUUGAAAGAGGUUCAUAUGCAUCCAAUCAUCACGGUUUGCUUGUGUCGCCUCACUACCACCUUUAUUGCGACGACAAUCCUCCCACUCCCGUUGAGUAUCCUUUUAUCGAUGAACUCAAUCGUUGUGAAAAGGGUAUUCCGUUACUCACAAUCAUAACCUACCUCAUGCUUCCAAAUACCUCGGUCCAUAAAGGUGUCCUUCCUGCCAUUCGGAAUCCCACCACUCAACCCGAACAGGCUGAUCAACUUGACGCGCAAGUAUGGUGCGGAUCGGUUAUGGACAGCCGAGAGACCGUCAUCUCUAUCGUCGUCAAGGUGUACCCCCAGCGCCACGUUGAGGCUAUGGACAAGGAAACUCGGCGAAGCGGGGAUGAGCGUGCAGGAACUCGAAUGCUCUUCACUCCGCUAGGGCUUUAUCACUAUGACAUUAAGCCGAGGAACGUCACGAGAGCUCGUGUCUUUGCAGCGAACUUGAAACACUUUGACGAAGUUUUCGACUCUUUGAUGGAGCGGCGGUAG